Messenger RNA from Macrosiphum euphorbiae (potato aphid), 291 nucleotides. Lineage: Eukaryota; Metazoa; Arthropoda; Insecta; Hemiptera; Aphididae. The record is from the annotation of a GenBank genome assembly.
AUGAAAAUUCGUAUCCGGCCGGUCGGCCGGUUUAUCGAAUUUAUCAUAACUAUUGUCAUGAUAAAUGAAGAAAGUGACGACAGCAGUAGUGAUGAAAGUAUGAGUACGCCAAAAGGACCAACAUCUGCUGAAGCAUUUGCUGCAUUUGAAACUGGUCUUGAGUGGUUUGAAAAACAGGCCGAAUGUUGUACAGCACAAUUACUUCUCCUUAAACGUUUGCGAGACUUGGCUGCAGAAAAGCGCGUUGCAGCUCAUCGCCUAAUUAAAAUUGAUAAUUUUAUCAAAAAAUAA